GAUAAUAAAUUCUAUAAAUAUAUUUAAUGAAGAUAAAAGUAAUUGAUGUUGCAAAAACUUAUAGAUUGGAAAUUAAUUAGCAGAUUAGCGAUUUAGAGAUGAGAAAUGAAUAAAUUGCGCCGUUUGUUGGUAAAUGGAACGUAAUGACUUAAAAAUUAUAAGAGUAAUGGUAUUAUUCAUAAAUGGAUAUAACUUCAAUACCUAUAAUUAUAUUAGCCUAUAAUUACAUAGCCUGGUCAGUGCAUAAUGUUUCCUUAAUUUUUACGGUAACAAUUUGCCUUGUUAGCGCGCGAACGAUAAAUUAUGAUGGCUGCGAUAUGAUUGGUCGUUGAAUUUUGUGCCGGUAACUACGUGAGUAAAAGAAUAUAGUUAAAAUUUAUUCGUCGCACAGUUGUGAUGUUUGAUAAUAUUAUUUAUAAGGACGAUUAAAUUGAAAGUAAAAAAAAAAGGAAUAAUUAGAUAUUCCAUCAGUACGCGUUAUCCUCUUUUUUUUUCAUUGAUAGAUCGCAACUCGAAAUUCUAGAUUAUUAUUUUCGCUAUCAUUAUUUAUUAUUACUACUCAUCAUUCCUGUAAAAUUACUAUCAUAUUUCACUGUCAUUAAACCGAUACACGAUAUUCACUCGAUUAAAUUUUUUAACGGACUACGUCGAUUUUAACGCUUUAUUAGUGUUAUUAUUGCUCGUUCAUAAGCCAUAGCUCUAUAUUUAAAAUUUGUGCCUAAUAAUUCGACGCGAUUCCGAAAUAUCAUUUGCAAAUAAAUAUUUAUAAAAGAUUGUACGAUUUUAAAUAUUAUAACUUAUUAGUUUAGGUUUAUAAACUAUAUCAUGAAAGUACAUAUUAUAUCGAGAAUUUGUCAUAGUUUAGAUAAACAUGUAGUAUUAGGAAGAAUGAAUUAUUUAUAUUGUCAAGUAACUUCCACACAGGCUAGGUCAAUUUUUUCUUCGUCACAGUCUCAUGAAAAACUGACCUCUUGUCAACAAGGAUAACCAGAAGAUAACAAGAAGUACAUUCGAUCGCAAGUUCUCUCACGUAUACCAAUAACAAUUUAUUAUUAAUAUAGCAGUAAUUUAAAGUUCUGUGAAAAGUGUAAAAUCCAGUGCUGCGAUUUUCCAUCCCGAAGGUGUUAAAAUUAUUUAGUACAUUAUUGAUACACACUGUUAUUGCUUGAUACGAUGGAAGAUGAAAUUAUUACGUUAAUUCUUGAAAAUAAUCGCUUUGAAGUCGAUAAAAAAAGACUUAUUAACAAAAGUCAUUAUUUCCAUUGCCUUUUCUCUCCAAAUUUUUACGACUCGCAAAACAAAGAACAUAUUAUAAAUUAUGAUAUUACUUCAUCUAUGUUACAGAAUUUUAUUGAGUGGAUUCAUGACGAUGAAAGAGUAUUAAUUGAACUUUGUUAUUUCAUUAAAUCUUCAAUGGUGAAGUAUAAAACAGAUAAUUUUAUAGAUCUUUUAAAUUUAUUACAAUUGGCUGUACUUUUCAUGGCUGACGAUUUAAUAAGCGAUAUAACUGAUACUAUCAUAUUAUAUUGGUUGAAUCCGGAAAAGGUAAUUGAUGUCUGGUUAUUGGCACAAGAGUUGGCUAUAAGUUUAUUGACUGAUGUCUGUUUGUCAGUAUGCUUAGAUCGUUUUAUGGAUUUACCCAUUAAUUCUUUGAUCGAGCUACCUAUUAACAAUCUCAAACAGUUAAUUGAAAAUGUUAAUGUUAGGUCAACAACAAAAUAUUCGCAUUAUGUAUUACACGAAUGGAUGGAUCAUAAUACAGCUUCUACAAUUAAUAAUAGUAUAAUAAAUAUACCAUUGACAAAGAAAUCUAAAUUUGUACAAUAUAUAAUUGGAUAUAAAUUAGAAAAUCUUAGUAAUAAGAAAGGAUAUAUUUAUUGUUGGGAUGGUAUUCAGUUAUCUGAGUUAAUAGAACUAAAAUAUCUCAAAUGUUCUGGGAAGGAUCUAAUAGGUUCGCAAGUUACUGGCAGAGGAUUUAAUAUAUAUCUUGUUGGCGGAGAAUAUGGUUUAGGAACUGGUCAAUUUAAUCAAAUAAUUUGGCGAUAUUGCCUUAUAACUAAAAAAUGGUAUUAUUUUGGAAGACUUCCUAGCCCAAGAAGACAUAUGAUUGCUGGAUUUUUAAGUAAUUGUAUGAUUGUGGUGGGUGGUGUAGGACGUCAUCGUUUAAAACUAUCGUCAGUUGAUAUGUUUAAUAUACAUACAGGUAAAUGGGCAAAAACUGCAGAUGUACCUGAAUGUUUUACUGAAGUGCCACAUUAUAGUAUCAUGAAAAAAAAAUUAUUUUUAUUGAGAUCAUCUCUUUAUAUAUUCUAUCCUGAACUUGAAACAUGGAAGACUAUUAUUUUAGAGAAUAUUCCUUUGCCUAUAGCACAUCAUUUUAUGGCAUAUGGACUCGUAAUAUUUAUGAUUAGAGAUAACGAUAUAAUUUUAUCCAGAAUUAGUAAUAUACAAGAAAAAAUAUGUGAUGAUUGCUUAAAAUUGUACAAAGAUCAUGCAAUGAUACAUACUAUGAGUAAUGUGUAUCCUUCAAUAGGUUUAUUCAUUCCUGGCAUAGGUUUUAUAUCGAUAUUAUCUAAAAAAUGUCAAUCAUGUAGUUAUUCAUAUCUAGAAACAGACAAUAGAACAAGAAAUAAUCCACAGGAACUAAUUUUAGAUCCUAGGCUAGGAAGUUUUGAUACAAUUGAUCCAAAAACAUUGUGCGAGGUAUCCAUAUUAGGUAACUUGUAAUAUACUUUUUUAUUAUAAUUAAUACUUCAACACCAAUGUUAAGUUUACCUUCAAUUAAAGUAGAUAAGAUAUGAGAAUUAUUUUGAAUAUAACAUUCAUUAUGAAGGAAUAUAAAAAGAUAGAAAGUUUUCUUAGAAAUAUUUGCAAAUAAAAAUAAAUGUUAAUAGUAUUUUUUAAUCAUAAGUUUUUUAUUUAUCAUAAAUUUUGUAAUGGAAGCAGUCUUCAAACAAGUAUAACACGACAGUGCGUUUAAUUAUAUGGAAUAAAGAAGUGUUUUGGCAAUGCCAUUACAAGUUAACGCAUUCCGAUAAAAUUAUUUCGUUGUUUAGGUGAAUAGAGGAUGCUGGCCAUUUUAUCGGAAUUAAUAACUCUUCCAGGCAUAUUGAUGUCAGACUGCCUCUACGCACCGUUGUGUACUUAAAAGUAUGCUAAAUCGU
Vespula vulgaris is the source of this 3164-nucleotide messenger RNA. RefSeq lists its product as uncharacterized. The transcript has 7 exons. Gene Ontology annotation, molecular function: protein binding. Bases 1174 to 2727 code for a protein of 517 amino acids. The record is from RefSeq and is a predicted model, not a curated record. NCBI's taxonomy places the organism in Eukaryota, Metazoa, Arthropoda, Insecta, Hymenoptera, Vespidae.